UACAAAGACUACAACCUGCAUCACUUUCCCAAAUCCGAUAGAAAGGAAAAAAAAAAAAUUGAAUUCUCUGAUGGCAACGGCGAGCGCCGGCGGCGACGUGGAAGCGGGUUUCGCGAAGCUUCAGGGAGAGGACUUCGAGUACUACAUGCAGACCUACUCCAUCGUCCUCGGCCGCAACUCCAAGAAAUCCACCGUCGACGUCGACCUCUCCAGCCUCGGCGGCGGCAUGAACAUCUCCCGCCACCACGCCCGCAUCUUCUACGACUUCGCCCGCCGCCGAUUCGCCCUCGAGGUUCUCGGCAAGAACGGCUGCCUCGUCGAGGGCGUCCUUCACCUCCCCGGAAACCCUCCUGUCAAGCUCGAUUCCCAGGACCUCCUCCAGAUCGGGGAUAAGGAGUUUUACUUCCUCCUCCCCGUCCGCAGCAUCCUCGGCGGCAGCGGCGGCGGCUCCCUUGCGGCUCCGCGUCACUACCCCCAUCAGCCACUUGCGCCGCAUUACAACUUCCACCUCCCCGCCGGCGCCGGUGCCAUGGUUAAGAAAGGGAGGAGGGAUUAUUUCGAUGAGGAGUAUGAUAAUGAGGAUGAUGUUGGUAGUGCUGGUGGUGGGAGUAGUGGGAAGAAGAUCAGGAGGGAGGCUUUUGAAGGUUAUGGGUAUGUUGGUGGAGUUGGUUCUGCAGGCAAGACUUCUCUUCCUGGAUCUCUAGAUAAGAAGCCAGAAAGCAGAUCCCGAGCAGAUCGAGAUGCUGAUAAUCUUCAGCUUCAGCAGUUGGAAGAAAAGGAUGUAGUAUCAUCUGUAGCUACCGUCCUUUCUGAUCUUUGUGGUCCUGGAGAGUGGAUGCCUAUGGAGAAGCUUCAUGCUGAGUUGGUGGAGCAAUACAGCAGUGUUUGGCAUCACAGUAGGGUAAGGAGAUAUCUCACAUCAGAGGAUUGGCCUGGUCCUGAAUCCAAAGGGAAGCCGUGGUAUGGCUUACUUAUGCUAUUAAGGAAGUACCCUGAGCAUUUUGUCAUCAACACAAGGUCCAAGGGCCGUGUCACCCUGGAGUUUGUUUCUCUUGUCUCUCUUCUCUCAUGAACUAUCAUUAGUGAUAUAUUCUGACAGUGAUUUGUGUAGUAACAUGUUUUAACAGAAUUCUGAUAUCUGGUAAAGCACCAAACCUGUAUAAAAUUUUCCCUUUUUUUUCUUUGGGUAGAGACACUUUUGUUGCUUUUGUUAUUGGGUCCUCAAGGGUGCUUUAAACCCCUCAAACUUCUAAUGAUCACAUGAGAAUUCUUUA
Molecule: messenger RNA, 1274 nt
Organism: Lotus japonicus
Lineage: Eukaryota; Viridiplantae; Streptophyta; Magnoliopsida; Fabales; Fabaceae
Product: FHA domain-containing protein FHA2
Exons: 3
Coding region: 71-1072 (333 amino acids)
Biological process (GO): regulation of ribosomal protein gene transcription by RNA polymerase II
Cellular component (GO): nucleus
Molecular function (GO): protein binding; sequence-specific DNA binding
Source: RefSeq, a predicted model, not a curated record